AUGAGUUUUGGAGCUUAUAUGACAGGAAAUAUGAUAAUUUUAGUUGAAAAUAUUCCACCAUUAUCAACAAAUACAACAUCUCAAGGUCAACAUGCGUCAAGUAUUCGAGUAACAAAUUUACCUGAAGAAACUCAAGAACAAGAUUUACGUGAUUUAUUUACUCCAUUUGGUCCUGUUAGUCGAGUAUUUCUAGCAAAAGAUAAAACAAAUAAUACAUCAAAAGGUUUUGCUUUUAUAACAUUUAAUGAAAAGAAAGAUGCACAAAAAGCUAUUGAAUGUGUAUCUGGAUUUGGUUAUGAUCAUUUAAUUCUUAAAGUUGAAUGGGCAAAGUAA
Adineta steineri is the source of this 333-nucleotide messenger RNA. Lineage: Eukaryota; Metazoa; Rotifera; Eurotatoria; Adinetida; Adinetidae. The record is from the annotation of a GenBank genome assembly.